ACGUACCCUUUUAUCUCAUCUCUCUUUCUCUCUCUGUCUCUCAAACACACGGAGGAUUCCAUUGGAUUGCCGGCGAGAUGUCUGCAUGUGCACGGUUGUUUCCGGCUCUGCUGCCUUCUUUUUGACCUCUGAGAUCCGAAUUUCAAUAAUCUCCGGCGACUCUCUCAUCGACGUGAUUCGUGAUGCUAUUACGGUGAGAUCCAGAUUUUUUUCGCGCCGCUGUUAUAUUUGGAUCUUACUUAUCUCAACCACUGUUUGUAUCAAUUCAAUUUGAUUUGAUGUUUUCGUCCACAAAGAAAAAAAUUGGUUGAAAGGUUUUGAGUGUUUUGAUGGAUUUUGAUCGAUUCAAGGGUAGAAGGUUGAUAUGUGUUGCAAACUUGUUUGAUAUAUGAUUCCUGGUGGGUACUUUUUUGGGGGGUUUUCAUGUUCUUCUGAUUUGCAUAAAUUGAUGGAUAGGAUGUAGAAUAAUUACAUUGAAAGAUCAAAACUGGAUUUUGUUCAUUGGGAUAAAGAGGUAUAGCAAAUUCAAAUUGGGUUUUUUUCUUCAUUUUUUGGGGGUAUAUACACCUAGUUUGGUUUUGGGAAUUUGGGUUAUACAGAAAUAUUGUGAGAAAAAUGGGGUUAGAUUCUGAUAAAAAGAAGUUGAUGAGUUCUCGUUACAAGAUAAAUAACUCUUCCUCAGAAUAUUUGUUGGAGGAAGAAAAAGAUCUAGAAGAAGGAAGUGGGGUAGAAAAGAUGAAGAACAAGGGAGGACAGUAUGAUGGUCAGCUGAAAUAUGGAUCAAAUGAUUCUCUUCUUCCUGGCAUGUAUGAUGAUGUUGCUUUAAUUUGUCUUUCUUGGGUAUGCAGAUUCGAUUAUGCUUCACUAUCAUGUCUAAAUACAAGGUUUAAUUUUCUCAUGAAAAGUGGGUAUUUGUAUGAGUUAAGGAAACAAUUGGGAGUAGUAGAGCAUUGGGUGUAUAUGGUUUCUGAUCCUAGGGGGUGGGAGGGGUUUGAUCCAACGAGAAAGAAGUGGAUGAGGUUGCCAAAAAUUCCUUGUGACGAGUGUUUUAAUCACGCAGAUAAGGAAUCUUUAGCUGUGGGUAGUGAAUUGCUGGUUUUUGGUCGUGAACUGUUUGAGUUUGCCAUAUGGAAGUACAGUUUGGUUCGUGGGCUUUGGGUGAAGUGUGAGGGAAUGAAUCAUCCUCGUUGUUUAUUUGGGUCAGGGACUCUUGGAUCAAUAGCCAUUGUUGCAGGAGGGAGUGACCAGAAUGGAAACAUUCUGAAAUCUGCAGAGCUAUACGAUUCAUCAACUGGUAAAUGGACAAUGUUGCCCAAUAUGCACUCCCCUCGUAGAUUAUGCUCCGGUUUUUUCAUGGAUGGAAAGUUUUAUGUGAUAGGAGGGAUGACAAGUCCCAAUGAUUCAUUAACUUGUGGAGAAGAGUUUGAUCUUAAGACGAAAAAGUGGAGGAAAAUCGAUGGGAUGUACCCUAAUGUAAACAGGGCUGCCCAGGCUCCUCCUCUUGUUGCAGUAGUUAGUGAUGAGCUGUAUGCAGUUGAGUAUUUGAGCAAUAUGGUGAAGAAAUAUGACAAAGAGAAGAACUCGUGGGAUGUUCUGGGCAGACUUCCGGUCAGGGCUGAUUCUUCAAACGGUUGGGGCCUAGCCUUCAAGGCUUGUGGGGAAAGACUUCUAGUAGUGGGUGGACAAAGGGGUCCAGAGGGUGAAGCCAUUGUUCUCAAUUCUUGGACUCCAAAAUCAGGGGUCAAAGAUGGCAUCUUGGAUUGGAAGGUUCUUGGUAUCAAGGAACAUGCUGGAGUAUUCGUUUACAACUGUGCUGUAAUGGGUUGCUGAGGACCUGACCAUAGGUUUUUCUCAUCUUAACCUAAACUUUCUUUUCAGGGGUAACAUUGUCGAUUGCCAGAUGAUAAUUUCAUUUUCACCAUCACUUCUCUUAAACAUUGUUGCAACUCAAUUUCAGUACUUCCAUAAUCUGCUUCCUCUUUAGUCACAGGGGUGCACCUUUCUUCUUUCUUUGUUUUUUUUUUUUUUUUCCUUUCAUAUCUUUGUGUGCUUCCUUUGUUCCUUGGCAGCCUACUCCCUGUGCCAAUAAACUGCAAAAAGAAAAAAAAAUCAUAAUGAAGUUCAAGUUGACUGUUC
Messenger RNA from Cynara cardunculus var. scolymus (artichoke), 2136 nucleotides. Its product is annotated as F-box/kelch-repeat protein At5g60570-like. The record is from RefSeq and is a predicted model, not a curated record. The coding region runs from base 616 to 1830 and encodes 404 amino acids. Lineage: Eukaryota; Viridiplantae; Streptophyta; Magnoliopsida; Asterales; Asteraceae. Gene Ontology annotation, cellular component: nucleus. The transcript has a single exon. Gene Ontology annotation, molecular function: protein binding.